AUGCCCCCAAAAUCCCAAGACCAGGUAGACGACAAGCGCCAAGCCGCAAGAGAGGUCAUCGAUAUCCUCCAGGAGAUCUCCGACCUACUGAAUACAAACCUGGACAGAACAGAGCUAUCGCUUUGUGUGUCUCUUAUUGAAAACGGGGUCAACCCCGAUGCUUUGGCGACUGUCAUCAAGGAUCUGCGCAAGGAGACUGGCUCAAAGCGCUUGGGCAAUGCUCCCGUGGAGUAA
This is a messenger RNA of Penicillium vulpinum, 234 nucleotides long. Its product is annotated as mitotic-spindle organizing protein 1. Gene Ontology annotation, cellular component: interphase microtubule organizing center; centrosome; spindle. The record is from RefSeq and is a predicted model, not a curated record. The transcript has 3 exons. Gene Ontology annotation, biological process: mitotic spindle assembly; microtubule nucleation by interphase microtubule organizing center; gamma-tubulin complex localization. Lineage: Eukaryota; Fungi; Ascomycota; Eurotiomycetes; Eurotiales; Aspergillaceae. The coding region runs from base 1 to 234 and encodes 77 amino acids.